CCGUGGUAAUGAAUAUUCUGGUAAACUGGUGAAGUUCCAUACCCAUCACUUUCAGUACUGAUGCUGUCAAUGUCCUGUUACAUGAACAACACAGCUUUUGUCUGGGGGAAAACAGAAGAGGUCGGUGUCUCAGGGGAAGAUACUGAAGAAGAUGCAGGCACGCUGAAAACUUCAGAAAAGUGAGCCAUGUGUCCUUCUGAAAGCUGAAAAGUAGCCCCCUGAUAGGGUCAUGAACCUAAGACAAGUCUUUGUGUCUGUACUGAUGUUUGGAGUAGCUGGUCUACUCCUCUUCAUGUAUCUGCAAGCUUGGAUUGAAGAACAACAUACAGAGUCUGGAGAAAAACUGCAACAACAGAUAAUUAAUCAGGAUUUCACGCUCCCACCUCCGGGGAUGCCGAGGAGAGCAGCGUGGAGCAGGAGCGUUCCUCCUGGCCUCAGUAAGCAUGAGAUGGCCGUCUCGGGCAGCAGGCGCUGGCGGGGCAAGGCUGACCUUUUCGGUGUGGUGGCUGCCUCCUUGGUGAGCCAACUGUCUGACCAGCGGAAGAUGAGCAAGUCACCUCUCAGCCGGUUCGGAGGGGUGUAUUUACCUCCUGCACUGCACCCUUUAAACAAGACGUUAGUCAAGGGUGGCAAGUGGAAGGAUGUGGAUAGUGCCCAGGAAAAGCGCAGGUCCUUCCUGCAUGACUUCUGUAAGAAAUACAACAGCAGAAAGAAGCUGCGAACCCACCUCGUGCACUUGGUGUCAAGAAUUUAUGUGGAGGACAGGCACAAGGUCCUGUACUGCGAAGUGCCGAAAGCAGGCUGCUCCAACUGGAAAAGGGUCCUCAUGGUGCUCAAUGGACUCGCCACUUCAGCACACAACAUUUCCCAUGACGAUGUGCACUAUGGAAAGCAUCUAAGGAAACUGGACAGUUAUGACCUAAAAGGGAUAUACACACGCUUGAACACGUACACCAAGACUAUAUUUGUACGUGAUCCUAUGGAAAGACUGGUAUCUGCCUUCAGGGAUAAGUUUGAACAUCCAAACAGCUAUUACCAUCCAGUAUUUGGGAAGGCAAUAAUUAAGAAGUAUAGACAUAACGCAAAUGAAGAGGCAUUGAAAACAGGAUCAGGAGUUAAGUUCAAGGAGUUUAUCCAAUAUUUGUUAGAUUCCCAUCGCCCCGUAGGAAUGGACAUUCAUUGGGAGCAAGUCAGUAAGCUCUGCUUUCCCUGCCUCAUCAACUAUGAUUUUAUAGGAAAGUUUGAAACGCUGGAAGAAGACGCCAAUUACUUUUUGCAGCUGGUAGGCGCUCCAGCCGAGCUGAAGUUUCCUAAAUUCAAAGACAGGCAUUCCUCUGAUGAGAGAACGAGUGCAGAAGUAGUGAGGCAAUACUUAAAGGAAUUGUCUAAGGAGGAGAGACAGCUGACCUACGACUUCUAUUACUUGGAUUACUUAAUGUUCAAUUAUACAUCACCAAUUGUAUAGCACCAGAAUAUCUUCAGGCUUCUAUUAGAUAUUUAUCAUUUUGGGAUUCAAAACAACUACUUUGAUAUUAGCCCUGAAAGGAAACAAAGUUACUGUUAAGUGGCGUUUUCUUGACUUAGUGGGGAUUUUAUAAGCUAGAGUGACAUCAGUUGACAUUAAAUUAUAGGAGAAUGCACAAAAAAAGACCUGUAAACAGCAUAAAUUGCACUAAAAUGCCUGAAAAAGCUGCUUUUACCAUUAUGGAUUAUACUGUGGAAGCGGUAGCGCAGCCAGCUGUUGCAUUAGCUUACCUAAUGUUCUUUUAAUGGUUUAAGAAAAAAGCAUUCAGAGUAGCAUGAUUCUUUUUUGGUGUGUCUGCUUUAGAAAUUGUUUUUGAAACUGUUUUUGAAUGUAUUUUUUAC
Messenger RNA from Gymnogyps californianus (California condor), 1866 nucleotides. RefSeq names its product carbohydrate sulfotransferase 9 (gene CHST9). Gene Ontology annotation, biological process: proteoglycan biosynthetic process; carbohydrate biosynthetic process. The record is from RefSeq and is a predicted model, not a curated record. Gene Ontology annotation, cellular component: membrane. Gene Ontology annotation, molecular function: sulfotransferase activity. The transcript has 5 exons. Lineage: Eukaryota; Metazoa; Chordata; Aves; Accipitriformes; Cathartidae. Bases 230 to 1465 code for a protein of 411 amino acids.